AUGGUUAAGUCUGGGGGUAUCUGCCCUGCUGCAGGUCCCUGGAAGGCAGCUUGCAGCAUCACAGACAUUCACAGGAUGCCUUAUUUUCCAAGACUCAUUUUGUUCUUGUUUUGCUUGAUGGUUCUUGUGGAGAGCAGAAAGCCCAAGAGGAGGAGAGGGUCAGGGCCGCUGGAAACCAAGCCAAGUCACCUGUAUAAGAAGAACCCCGAUAUGACCAAAAUCCGACAUGGAAAACCUCAGCCGCUUCUCAGAGUGGAUGACCACGAUUUCACCAUGAGGCCUGCCUUUGGAGGCCCUGCCAUCCCAGUGGGCGUGGACGUGCAGGUGGAGAGCCUGGACAGCAUCUCCGAGGUGGACAUGGACUUCACCAUGACCUUGUACCUGCGGCAUUACUGGAAGGAUGAGCGGCUGGCUUUCCCCAGCGCCAGCAACAAGAGCAUGACCUUCGACGGCCGGCUGGUGAAGAAGAUCUGGGUCCCUGAUGUGUUCUUUGUUCACUCCAAAAGGUCGUUCAUCCAUGACACCACCACAGACAACAUCAUGCUGAGAGUGUUCCCUGAUGGGCAGGUGCUGUAUAGCAUGAGGAUUACGGUCACUGCCAUGUGCAACAUGGAUUUCAGCCACUUUCCCCUGGAUUCUCAGACCUGUUCUUUGGAGCUGGAAAGCUAUGCAUAUACAGAUGAAGAUCUGAUGCUGUAUUGGAAGAAUGGGGACGAAUCCCUGAAAACGGAUGAAAAGAUCUCCCUAUCUCAGUUUCUGAUUCAGAAAUUCCACACCACUUCCAGACUGGCCUUCUACAGCAGCACAGGCUGGUACAACCGUCUGUACAUCAACUUCACGUUGCGUCGCCACAUCUUCUUCUUCUUGCUCCAAACCUACUUUCCCGCCACUCUGAUGGUCAUGCUGUCCUGGGUGUCCUUCUGGAUCGACCGCAGAGCCGUGCCCGCCAGAGUCUCACUGGGGAUCACCACGGUGCUGACCAUGUCCACCAUCAUCACGGGCGUGAACGCCUCCAUGCCCCGCGUGUCCUACAUCAAGGCCGUGGACAUCUACCUCUGGGUCAGCUUCGUGUUCGUGUUCCUCUCGGUGCUGGAGUACGCGGCCGUCAACUACCUGACCACCGUGCAGGAGCGGAAGGAGCGGAAGCUGCAGGAGAAGUUCCCAUGCAUGUGUGGAAUGCUUCACUCAAGAACCAUGAUGCUAGAUGGAAGUUACAGUGAGUCCGAGGCCAACAGCCUAGCUGGGUACCCGAGAAGCCAUAUUCUGCCAGAAGAAGAAAGACAAGACAAAAUAGUGGUCCACCUAGCCCUGAGCAAUGAAUCCAGCUCCUCCAGGAAGAAGGGGCUUCUGAAGGGCCAGGUGGGUCUUCGCAUCUUCCAGAACACCCACGCCAUCGACAAAUACUCCCGGUUGAUAUUCCCAGCUUCCUACAUAUUUUUCAACUUGAUUUAUUGGUCAGUGUUUGCCUAG
This is a messenger RNA of Budorcas taxicolor (takin), 1470 nucleotides long. It is a transcript of the gene GABRR2, whose product is annotated as gamma-aminobutyric acid type A receptor subunit rho2. NCBI's taxonomy places the organism in Eukaryota, Metazoa, Chordata, Mammalia, Artiodactyla, Bovidae. The record is from RefSeq and is a predicted model, not a curated record. Gene Ontology annotation, cellular component: GABA-A receptor complex; membrane; synapse. The coding region runs from base 1 to 1470 and encodes 489 amino acids. Gene Ontology annotation, molecular function: GABA-A receptor activity; extracellular ligand-gated monoatomic ion channel activity; neurotransmitter receptor activity. Gene Ontology annotation, biological process: chemical synaptic transmission; monoatomic ion transmembrane transport; signal transduction. The transcript is spliced from 9 exons.